This is a messenger RNA of Megalobrama amblycephala (Wuchang bream), 1629 nucleotides long. RefSeq lists its product as uncharacterized. Bases 246 to 1349 code for a protein of 367 amino acids. The transcript is spliced from 7 exons. Gene Ontology annotation, molecular function: protein binding. The record is from RefSeq and is a predicted model, not a curated record. NCBI's taxonomy places the organism in Eukaryota, Metazoa, Chordata, Actinopteri, Cypriniformes, Xenocyprididae.
UUCUAAACUAUAUAAAGCCAAGAUAAUAUUGUUCAUGUAUGAAAGUGUAUGAAAUUUUAACUGUAUAAUUUUAAGAUUUUAAAGUAUAAUGUAAUGUAUAAAAGCACAGCAUACUUAGAAAUUUGCCUGGCUAUUGACUAUUUUCAUUCAGUAAUUUCCCUUUUACAUAUAAUGUACAUUAUAUGGCAGAGAACUUUAAGUAAUGAUCAAAAUGAUAGUUGACUUUUAAUAAACUGCUGAAACUAAUGCAUUUCUCCUCUUCAGGGCGUGGGGUUUUCACCACUAGAGCUUUUUUCAGACGUGAUUUCGUUCUUGAAUACAGAGGUGAACUUCUGAGUUCAGAAGAAAGUCUUGACCGAACUGAACACUACACUGAGGCUGAGAACGCGUUCCUGUUUGACUUUCAGUGGCGUGGCAGAAAUUGGUGCAUGGAUGCAUCUAAAGAAGACUGUUCCUUGGGAAGACUUGUAAAUGACGAACACAGAAAUCCUACUUGCAAAAUGAGAACCCUUGAAGUGAGCAGGAAACCUCACCUGUGUCUCUUUGCUGUGCGAGACAUUCUACCAGGGGAAGAAAUCACUUUCAAUCACGGAUACUCAGAUUGGCCAUGGCGAGUCAAGCCUUUGAAUCAAGCAUCAACUGAAUCCUCUGAUAAAAAGCCAUCCAUCAGUUUGGGUCCGCAGAGAUCGCCCCAUUGUGCUGCUCCUGUUUCUUCACCUGGAUUGGACGAGGUGAACAGCAGUGGUCCACAUAAGCAGUCAGGCAAAGCAAGAACAUCAAGAAAAAACGUCGCGUCUGCAACUGAUGCAUCCUCUUCAUCGGCACCCUGUGCUGUGUCCACCUCUGUGAUGACCUCAUCACCGUCACCGUAUUACCGGUUACCAGAGGGGACACUGCAGUUGACAAAAAUGAGUAAAGUCCUAAUGGCCAUGGAGAAAGGAACACUGUCUGACUUCAAAGGAAAGAAACUUGACGACAUUGAAAUUGACCCAAAUGAGCAACUUGAGGCUCAAGGUGAUUCCAUGUCAAGUGAUGAGGAGGAUUACAGUGACGUAUCUCAGACAACAGCACCAGCAGAGACUGAUCCACCUGUUCAAUCUGAUCAAUCUGUUUCACAAGAGGAUCAAGGUUCUUCAAAUGCUCCAAAAAAGAAAUGGGAGGACAAUGAGGUAAAAGCAGUAGAGAGACACAUGAUGAAGUUCAUCAAGACAUGCAAAGUUCCUGGUAAGCAAGACUGUGAAAGAUGCAUUCACGCAGAGCCAGAAGCUUUGAAGCAGCGAACAUGGACUGGUGUGAAAAAUUAUGUGCGGAACAGGAUCACGACUCUUAAAAGAAAGGGUGGUUUGUGAGGAGGCACAAACACAAAAACACUUCAGUGCCUUUUAUAACUUCUUUACUGUAAAAAAAUAAAUAUAUAAUAUAUAAAAAUACUGUAAAAAUAUAAUAUGAUGUGGAAAGUGUUAAAAGUAUUAUUUGACUUAUUUGUGUGAAGAGAGUGGCUCAACUAGCGACCAGCUCAUUGAAGGUGCUGUACAUUAACGUUGUUAGCAAAAGACUGUACUGCUAUGUUACAUAAACUAAUCAAAAAUAAUCUGUACCAUUUAUCCCAAGUAAAAUAAUCCCAUAUUA